AUGGAGCAAAGGCACUCAGCGCAGCUCGUUACGACAAGUCAACAAUGCGACCAGCGUGCAUACGGCACGGACCGAACUGGAAAUCUGACACGGCACCAGAGAAGUCACACAGGAGAGAAACCCUUCAAAUGUACUGUGUGUGGGAAGGCAUUUUCAUGGUCAUCUGCUCUUAAAAAUCACCAGAGAACACACACGGGAGAGAAACCCUUCAAGUGCAGUGUGUGUAGGAAGGCAUUUUCAGAUUUAUCUACUCUUAAAAAACACCAGAGAACACACACAGGAGAGAAACCCUUCAAGUGCAGUGUGUGUGGGAAGACAUUUUCAGAUUUAUCUACUCUUAAAAAACACCAGAGAACACACACAGGAGAGAAACCCUUCAAGUGCAGUGUGUGCGUGAAGGCAUUUGCACAGUCAUCUGAUCUUGUAAAACACCAGAGAACACACACGGGAGAGAAACCCUUCAGGUGCACGAUGUGCGGGAUGGCGUUUGCACAGUCAUGUAAUCUUGUAACACACCAGAGAACACACACAGGAGAGAAACCCUUCAAUUGCACUGUGUGUGGGAAGACAUUUUCAUAUUCAUCUCAUCUUCAAAGACACCAGAGAACACACACGGGAGAGAAACCCUUCAAGUGCAGUGUGUGUGGGAAGACAUUUGCAGAUUCAUUUGCUCUUAAAACACACCAGAGAACACACACGGGAGAGAAACCCUUCAAGUGCAGUGUGUGUGGGAAGGCAUUUUCACAUUUAUCUACUCUUAAAAAUCACCAGAGAACACAAACAGGAGAGAAACCCUUCAAGUGCAGUGUGUGUUGGAAGACAUUUUCAGAUUUAUCUACUCUUAAAAAACACCAGAGAACACACACAGGAGAGAAACCCUUCAAGUGCAGUGUGUGCGUGAAGGCAUUUGCACAGUCAUCUGAUCUUGUAAAACACCAGAGAACACACACAGGAGAGAAACCCUUCAGGUGCACGAUGUGCGGGAUGGCGUUUGCACAGUCAUGUAAUCUUGUAACACACCAGAGAACACACACAGGAGAGAAACCCUUCAAUUGCACUGUGUGUGGGAAGGCAUUUUCAGAUUCAUCUCAUCUUCAAAGACACCAGAGAACACACACGGGAGAUAAACCCUUCAAGUGCAAGAAACCCUUCAAGUGCAGUGUGUGUGGGAAGACAUUUUCAGAUUUAUCUACUCUUAAAAAACACCAGAGAACACACACAGGAGAGAAACCCUUCAAGUGCAGUGUGUGCGUGAAGGCAUUUGCACAGUCAUCUGAUCUUGUAACACACCAGAGAACACACACAGGAGAGAAACCCUUCAGGUGCACGAUGUGCGGGAUGGCGUUUGCACAGUCAUCUACUCUUGUAACACACCAGAGAACACACAGAGGAGAGAAA
Messenger RNA from Petromyzon marinus (sea lamprey), 1398 nucleotides. The record is from RefSeq and is a predicted model, not a curated record. Lineage: Eukaryota; Metazoa; Chordata; Hyperoartia; Petromyzontiformes; Petromyzontidae.